Molecule: messenger RNA, 2320 nt
Organism: Corticium candelabrum
Lineage: Eukaryota; Metazoa; Porifera; Homoscleromorpha; Homosclerophorida; Plakinidae
Exons: 11
Coding region: 1-1812 (603 amino acids)
Source: RefSeq, a predicted model, not a curated record
AUGACUUCAUCAAUUAUCGCAUUCCAUUCAGUACAGAGAGUAGGUGUGAUUGUCGAUCGUGAGAGUGUUGCGGACAUCGACCAAAUGAACAAUCCAAUCGAAUUCGAAGCUGAUGAAGAAGACUCAGGUCGCGAUGUGGAAGAAUUAGUGAGUCCGCUUGGGCGCAAAAGGAGGAGAACGUACCGUGAGUUUCGGGUACCCGUGAAAAUAAUACAAGAAAGAAGAAGGCAUCGCUCAACAGCAUCAAGGGCUCAACAUGAUGACUUGUCCACAUUGGUUCAAACUGUCAGAGAAAUGUCUUCAACGGUAGCUACUGCUGCACAAAGUUGUCAAAUGCAUCUUAGUGAUGGAAACAGUGCUAGUAGUGAUAAAGAUGUGUCACCAAACAGUAGCUUUAAUGAUCAGUUGCUAUUUGGCCUCUCUGACAUUCCUUUAUCCGAUGAAGAAAAUAUUCAAGAAAUUGGGCAGGAAGAGUCUUCAUCACCAGUGUUUGUCAGCUGUCCUCUUUCUUGCAAGGUCAGUGCUUUGUUGACAAUGGUUUUGAUCAGUCGCCACAAGCUCACAACUCGUGCAGCCAAUGACAUCAUAGCUCUACUGGUUGCCCACUGGCCAGAUCAUCAUCGGGGUUUUACCUCCUUGUACACUUUAAAGUCACGGUUUGCAGAAAUGGUGGGGAAGCAACCUGAAAUGCAAACUGUUAACUAUUGCAAACAGUGCCACUCAAUUCUGAAUGAAAGUUUAAGUUGUCAGGAGUGUGACCAAGCGGCAACAGUUGGCGAAUAUCUUCAAGUCAAUUUACAAAAGCAAAUUCAACAACUUUUCCAAGACCAUAGUUUUGUAUCACACCUACACAAGAGAUCUGACAAUUUAGGAGAUCCUGAUGUAGUUGAGGAUGUCACAACUGGCAAGGAGUAUACCAAGUAUCUCCUAUUCCAUAGAUCUGCAAUGUCAAAGAGUAACCUUAUUUUGACUCUAAACAUGGAUGGUGUAGCUGUUUUUCGAAGUUCCAAGAAUGGCAGCCUGUGGCCAGUUUAUCUGACAGUAAAUGAGCUACCACCAAAGCUCAGAUUCUCUCCUAAGUAUGUCAUACUGGCAGCUGUUUGGUGUCAGGCAUCGAAGCCAGAUGUGUACAUCUUACUGCAACCAUUAAUGAGGCAAUUACGUCAACACUUGGAGCAAGGGAUACCAGUUGAGACUUCUUUCUGGAAAGGUCGAUGCCAUCCUGUUCUGCUUCUUGUCACUGUUGAUCUCCCAGCAAGAGCUUUAAUUACUUGUAUGAAGCAGUAUAAUGGCAAAAGCUCGUGCCUUUAUUGUGAGCAAGUUGGCACAGUCGUAUCCACCCAGACAUAUUGGCCUUAUGAGAAUGAAGCACGUACAAGAAUUCAACAGUCUCUAAAAAGAGAUGCCAAAUCAGCAAAUUCCAGGGGAGAGCCUGUUGGUGGUAUUAAAAGUGCAUCUCCACUGCUGCUAGCAAAACCCUUUGACAUGUCAAAGGGAGUUGUAAUAGACUGGAUGCAUGGUAUGCUGUUGGGGUUGGCAAAGAAGUUGUUGGAGUUAUGGCUACAACCAGUGAAUCGACAUCACGUGUUUUACAUUGGUGACAAGAUUGAUGCUCUGGAUAACCGACUCUUGAAAAUUGAAGUGCCAGAUAUUAUUACAAGGAAACCUAGAACUUUGAGAGAUGCGUCUGGUUGGAAAGCCAAUGAACUUCGUUCAUGGUUGUUCCAUUAUUCUGUUCCCGUGCUUUUUGGCAUCCUUCCUCCUGUCUACUUUGUUCACUAUGCCAUGUUUGUUUCAGCAAUGGUAACCUAGAAUGGUCUGUCAGUAACUCUUAGGUAACUUGAUCGAGUCAAGUGCCAGUUAGAUGAUUUUUAUAGGGCUUAUGAGCGACUUUAUGGUAUUGAAAACUGCACAAUGAAUGUUCACCUUGUGACUCAUUUGCCAGAUGUCGUUAGACGGUGGGGCAUAUUAUGGGCAUACAGUUGCUUCUGGUUCGAAUCCAUCAACGGACAAAUAAGGAACCAUGUUCAUGGCACUAGAUAUGUUACAUCCCAGGCUUCCACGUCAAUGGCAGUUAUACGAGGUCUGCUAUUGCUGCAAGAUGAAGAUGUAUCACCUGUCCAGCACUGCUCAGUGAAUGUGUUCCAACUAUGGCAACGAUUACUACAUACAACUGAUAAACCAAGAAUACAAAUACGUGAAUUGUUUUCUGGAUGUGUUGCUGUUGGAUUAUCAAAGAAUGAACACCUGAACAGUUCAGCUUUGGUUGCUGUGAAUAGGUUUUGUGAUGAGAGAGGUUUACCUAGUGUGCUUCAGAACA